AUGUCCUCACGUAAAGCAACGAAAAAGACCAUAGUCAACGUAAAAACUGAAGACGAGGAAAUUGAGGAGACAAAGACAAAAGUGUCAACUGACAGAUUGCGUUCAAGACUCAGAAACUAUGCAUUUGCCAAGGACGAGGAGAAAGGCGACGAACCUGUCCAAGUUGAAACAUUCAAGGUCGAGACUGAAGAAGUAAAGGUAGUGAAGAAACGCAAACGUGCCCUCUCUCCGUCAGAACCUACUACCAAAGAUUCAACACCGACUCCCAAGAAGCCAAAGGUCUACAAGAUGGAACUCGACACUCCGCAUCCGACACCGCCGAAGUGGGAAAAUACCUACCGUGCCAUUCAGGAAAUGCGUAAAGGACGGCCAGCGGCGGUGGACACCAUGGGCUGUCACCUACCACUGCUGGACAAACGCGUAGACCCAAAGACCAAAGAUGAAGUGACUUGGGCUGCAAUACAAAAACUCCAGGCGGCAUUUCGACCAGAUGACGCCGUUGAUGGCGAAGAAUACCUUACUCUGGAAGCAGUCCGUGCCGCCCCUGUCGAGGUGAUUGAAAACUGUAUCAAUAAAGUUGGGUUCUGGCGAAGGAAGGCACAAUACAUCAAGUCCGCCUCUGAAAUCCUACACAAGGACUUUGAGGGUGAUAUACCUCGCUCCAUUGAAGGUCUCUGCUCCUUGCCGGGAGUAGGCAUGAAGAUGGCCAUGUUGGCUAUGCAAAAUGGAUGGGGUGAUAAUGCUGGAAUUGGUGUAGAUGUACACGUACACCGAAUCACAAACCGGCUCGGAUGGCACAAAAAGGAGACCAAGACUCCGGAAGAAACGAGGUUGAACUUGGAGAGCUGGCUACCAAAAGAAUAUCAUGGUCCUAUCAAUCCUCUCCUCGUCGGUUUCGGACAGACCAUCUGUCUCCCUGUUAGACCAAAAUGUGAAGAAUGCCUUUUGGCGCAAAAGAAAUUUGAGCUGGACAUGGAAGACGGGACCACGAAGGAGGUUCAAGGGCCUUUAUGCCCAAGUGCGUUUAAAGGUUCUGCAGGUACCAGAAAGGUCAAGAAGGAGUCUAUCAAGACAGAAAUGACAUUAAUAAAGAUGGAAGAUGGAGACGUAGUUGCAGAAGAGGAAUCUGGAGAAGCAGCCAUCAAAAUCGAGAUGGAGUCAUGA
Messenger RNA from Acaulospora colombiana, 1164 nucleotides. The record is from the annotation of a GenBank genome assembly. Lineage: Eukaryota; Fungi; Glomeromycota; Glomeromycetes; Diversisporales; Acaulosporaceae.